Nicotiana attenuata is the source of this 2597-nucleotide messenger RNA. Its product is annotated as probable serine/threonine-protein kinase At1g54610. Lineage: Eukaryota; Viridiplantae; Streptophyta; Magnoliopsida; Solanales; Solanaceae. Gene Ontology annotation, molecular function: ATP binding; RNA polymerase II CTD heptapeptide repeat kinase activity; cyclin-dependent protein serine/threonine kinase activity. The record is from RefSeq and is a predicted model, not a curated record. The transcript is spliced from 7 exons. The coding region runs from base 580 to 2325 and encodes 581 amino acids. Gene Ontology annotation, biological process: positive regulation of transcription elongation by RNA polymerase II; protein phosphorylation. Gene Ontology annotation, cellular component: nucleus; cyclin-dependent protein kinase holoenzyme complex.
UUUAAUAAAUGUUGGAUCUUCAAUCCCACAAAAGAAGUGAAAUAAAGCUACUAGCAUUAGUUUACUGAGCAUAUUUGCCUUUUCUCUAUAGCUACAUACAAACUCCAUUUUUGACCGCCAUAAAUGGUGGGCUUAACUCCAAAUCAUUACUGCUUCUCCUUUCUUGGGCACUAAAGCUAGGGUUCUUCAAUUAGCGUAUCCCACUUUUUACACAUUUAUCUAACAACUCCUUUUCCCUUAAUCUUAUUUUUAUUUGCUCUUGUUCAAGAUUUUUCCUUUUUUGACUUGCAUUCUUGAAAAGCUAUUACUUCUGAUAUACCUUGAUUGAUUUAUAUUUUUGCUUUCUUGAAUUGCUCAAAAGUUCAAAUCUUUAAGCUCAAUCUUGUUCCAUUUGAUUGUUUGGCUCCAAAGUUCAAAUCUUUAAGCUCAAUCUUGCUCCAUUUGAUUGUUUUGCUUGUGAAGUUUAUGUUUUUUGAGCUUAUUGCAUGUGGGUUAUUUGUGUAGUGGGGUUUGUGAGAAUUUGAAUGAGGAAAAAGGGUGUCCAGUGUGAUGAGAUAUGAGGGUUAAGAUUGUAGGAAAAUGGGUUGUGUAUUUGGGAAAGAGAUUUCAUCUUCUGAGACACCUAAUGGGGAGGUUGUAGUUGGAAGUAGGAGAGAAAAUGGGGUAGAUAGAGAUUUGGCUGUCCCAUCUGGGAGGAGAGAGAAAGUUGGUACUGUAAAUAAAGUGGAUGCCGUAGGCGGCGGAGGAGGAGGUAAUGAUGUUGGUGAAGUUGUGAAUGGUAGGGAUCAGAAGGAUGAGAAGAAGGGUGAUAAUGCAAGGCAUAGGGGUGAGAGGAGAAGGUCUAAGCCUAAUCCGAGGCUAAGCAACCCACCUAAGAAUGUGCACGGCGAGCAAGUGGCGGCUGGAUGGCCGUCAUGGCUUUCUGAUGUAGCUGGAGAGGCUAUCAAUGGUUGGAUUCCGCGGAGGGCGGAUGCAUUUGAGAAGCUAGCUAAGAUUGGGCAAGGUACUUAUAGCAAUGUCUAUAAAGCUAGAGAUAAUCUAACGGGGAACAUCGUUGCACUGAAGAAGGUUAGAUUUGAUAAUUUGGAGCCAGAGAGUGUGAAAUUUAUGGCAAGAGAGAUCUUGAUUUUGCGCCGCUUGGAUCAUCCAAAUGUUAUUACGUUGCAAGGAUUGGUUACGUCAAGGAUGUCUUGUAGUUUGUACCUCGUGUUUGAUUAUAUGGAUCAUGAUUUAGCUGGACUUGCUGCAAGCCCUGGAAUCAAGUUCACCGAGGCUCAGGUUAAAUGUUACAUGCAUCAACUAUUAGCAGGGCUUGAACACUGUCAUAACCGUCUUGUGUUGCAUCGCGAUAUAAAAGGAUCAAAUCUUCUUAUUGACAGUGGGGGAGCACUCAAGAUUGCUGAUUUUGGGUUGGCAUCUUUCUUCGAUCCCAAUAAAAAGCAGCCCAUGACUAGUCGUGUGGUUACUCUAUGGUACAGACCACCAGAGCUUCUACUUGGAGCCACCGACUAUGGUGUUGGUGUUGAUCUUUGGAGUGCUGGUUGUAUUUUAGCUGAGCUAUUAGCUGGGAAACCCAUUAUGCCUGGUCGUACAGAGGUUGAACAGCUCCACAAGAUCUUCAAGCUAUGCGGAUCUCCGUCAGAAGAAUAUUGGAAAAAGUCAAGGCUUCCACAUGCAACUAUAUUCAAGCCUCAGCAAUCAUACAGAAGAUGUAUAGCAGAAACUUUUAAAGAUUUUCCGCCUUCAUCGUUGCCAUUGAUUGAGACUCUUUUGGCCAUUGAUCCUGCUGAGCGUCAGACAGCUACAGCUGCAUUACAGAGUGCAUUCUUUACUACCAAACCUUACGCCUGUGAACAUUCCAGCCUUCCCAAAUAUCCACCCAGCAAAGAAAUGGAUGCUAAACGGCGAGACGAAGAAUCUCGAAGACAAAGAGCUGCUGGGAAAGCCAAUGCUGAUGGUGUAAGGAGAAAUCGUCACCGUGAUCGAGCAGUGAGGGGAAUCCCUGCUCCUGAAGCCAACGCGGAGCUGCAAGUCAAUAUUGAUAGGCGGCGUCUAGUAACACAAGCAAACGCAAAGAGCAAGAGUGAAAAGUUUCCUCCCCCACACCAGGAUGGAACAUUAGGUUAUACCUUGGGUUCUUCACAUCACAUUGAUCCAGCCUAUGAACCCUCAGAAGUCCCAUUCACAUCCAUGAAUUUCUCGUAUUCAAAAGAACCGAUCCAAACGUGGUCUGGCCCAUUGGUGGAACCUGCCACUGGUGCUCCAAGAAGAAAGACAAAGCCAUCAAAGAAGGAUUCUAACAAGAAAGGAAAAGAAAGCUUGUAAAGUCUAAUGAAUGAUGUGAUAUUCUACAAUUGGUAUACUUCAAGGAGCUGCAAAACUUACAGAUUAUUUGUCCUAUACGUAAAUCAAGAAGCUUCUCAACAGCAUAGAGAGGUAAAAAAGCAUUUUUAUCGUAGUAUUUCUCCUUUGUAUUCUUUUGGAUGAUGAGAAACUUUUCAUUAUUGUACAUGUAAAUUUUGUUUCUUCAUAUUAGCAGACUGUUUAGAUCAAUGAAAAAUCCUAAUAAACAAUCUCAGAAAUGUUGUAUCCUUUUA